Messenger RNA from Hyaena hyaena (striped hyena), 3599 nucleotides. It is a transcript of the gene CYTIP, whose product is annotated as cytohesin 1 interacting protein. The record is from RefSeq and is a predicted model, not a curated record. The coding region runs from base 80 to 1150 and encodes 356 amino acids. Gene Ontology annotation, cellular component: cell cortex. The transcript is spliced from 8 exons. Lineage: Eukaryota; Metazoa; Chordata; Mammalia; Carnivora; Hyaenidae. Gene Ontology annotation, biological process: regulation of cell adhesion. Gene Ontology annotation, molecular function: protein binding.
UCAGAGGGUUAUACUUUUAGCUUCCCCCAUCCUGCAAGGCCACUCAACCAUGUGCUAGAGGGAGAAAUCUUUAUUCACCAUGUCUUUACAAAGGCUUCUGCAACAGAGUAGCAAUGGCAAUUUGGUGGACUAUUGUGCUAGUGCAUCUUAUAGCUCUUACUCCACACUCACAGGCAGCUUCCGAAUGGAUGAUAAUAGAAGGAUUCAAAUGCUGGCAGACACAGUGGCUACUUUGCCUCGGGGGAGAAAGCAGCUUGCUUUGACGAGAUCAAGUUCUUUAGGUGACUUCUCCUGGUCUCAAAGAAAGCUUGUUAGCGUGGAAAAGCAAGAUAAUGGAACAUUUGGAUUUGAAAUUCAGACUUACAGGCUCCAGAACCAGAACACGUGCUCCUCUGAGAUGUGCACUCUGAUUUGCAAGAUCCAGGAAGACAGCCCAGCACACUACGCUGGCCUGCAAACUGGUGAUGUCCUUGCAAAUAUCAAUGGCGUGAGCACAGAAGGCUUUACCCACAAACAAGUCGUUGACCUGAUCAGAUCUUCAGGAAACCUGUUAACGAUAGAGACUCUUAAUGGAACAAUGAUUCUCAAAAGAACAGAACUUGAAGCAAAGCUACAAGUUUUAAAGCAAACCUUGAAGAAAAAAUGGGUGGAGUUCAGAUCUCUGCAGUUACAGGAACAGCGUCUGCUUCAUGGUGACUCAGGUAACUGCCCAAGCUUGGAAAACAUGGACAUAGAUGAAUCAGUUUUGUUUGGAACCCUGCCUGGGCCCGGGCCAACCCUCCUGGACCGGAAUCGAUUAUCCAGCGAGAGCAGCUGCCUGAGCUCCAUGACGAUGGACAGCGAGGAUGGCUACCAGACAUGUGUGUCUGAGGACUCAAGCAGGGGAGCCUUCAGUCGACAGACGAGCACAGACGAUGAGUGCUUUGUUCCCAGGGAUGGGGACGAUUUUCUAAAGAGGUCUUCUUCGAGGAGGAACCGAAGCAUUAGUACUGCCAGUAGUGGGUCCAUGUCCCCCUUGUGGGAGGGCAACUUCUCAAACAUGUUUGGGACCCUGCCCCGGAAAAGCAGAAGGGGAAGUGUCCGAAAACAACUCCUAAAAUUCAUCCCCGGCCUUCACCGUGCAGUGGAAGAGGAAGAGAGUCGCUUCUGAUAGGCUGUCCUGUCCUUUUAUAUUAGCUUAUUUCGUAAAUAUCUCUAGCCUUGUGUAGACCGACUCCACCCAGCCUGGUGGGAAAUGGCAGAUGGAUUGCAAAACUUAAACCACAUCUCGCGGCAAUAGUGACCUUUAUUUAAAUUUUUUUAUCAUUAUUUUUGCUUCUUAGAUCAUUUUGUAACCAGGAAACCUCCGUUUAUAACCAGAAAGUAGGGGGAUUAAGUAAUAAGUUAGAAAGUAUAACAAAAUUAAUGCACGUUCCUGCUCAUUCUAAUGCUGCCUGUGAAGGCAAGGGUUGUAUUUAUUUUCUAGAUUAUCUAUGUGAAAAACUGAGAACUUUUCAGAGUCAAGUGUAAAUAAAAGAGUGACGGAAUAUAAUUAUUUGGGAUACCUUCCAUAGGUUAAUUGAUAAGUCACAAAACCUCAGGCUUGCUUCGGAUCAGUAGCCUCCAGGAAGACUUAAUAAUAGGCAGUUUUGAAUGUUUCUGUUUAAAUCUGUGAAGGAUUAUAAAGAUGGUCGUCAGCUAUUUUCCACAAACACAGCAACAAUAAAGCAGGAAGCAUACAAUUUAAUAUUAGAGUUUAGCUCCAUGAGAUCCAUGGAAACAUGUUGUCUAAUAGGGGUGCUGAGGAAGAUUAUGAUAAGGUCUUUUUUAUAGGCAGCCUAACCAAAUAGGUGAGAAUGUCACUGAUUCAACUAUCGUUCUGCCUAAACGUUGAUGGCAAGUCUAGAAUUCUCAAGAUCCUGCAUAUAACUUCGUAAUUUUGUUUUUGAGCAAAUGUCUGAAAUUUGAAAAAUUAAAGCCAGGAAAAGGAUCAUCCUCCUGUAGAUUUUUUUUCACUUUAUUCCUCACUUUAUAUUAUAGAUUCCAAACAGUCGCUGCCUUAUUAGCACUCUUUCGUGUGUUGGUCAUGUUAGUAUCACAUUACUUCUAGCCUUUCAAUCACGUUUUCAUUCAGUAUCCAGUUAAAGUCCAUGAUUUCUCUGUUCUGGUGAUACAGCUGCUCAUGACCUAUAUUCUAGAGUAGACAGUGUAAUAAAUAGUCCUUACUGAUUUAAAGCUGUGUGUGUGUGUGUGUGUGUGUGUGUGUGUGUGUGUGUGUGUUUGGGAGAAACAGAUAUUUGAUAGAUGACUUUGAUGGAACCACACUUAAAUCAAUUGAGUAAAGAAUGAGUCAUUUUGAGGAAAAAAUGGGAAGAGUAAGGAAGCUUGUAAGGUAAUAAACGAAUGUUAAAAAUAAAAUAUAGAAAGAUUUCUAAUUGGGACCUGCUUCCCAUUAGUUAUUUGAACUCAAAAUUAUCCAGUGGGCUCUCCCUGAGAAUCACUCAUAUGAAAAGCAGUUUGCAGUGUUUCCCAGGAACAGUUACAAUCCUGUGUCCUAUUUACUGAAUACCUAGCAGGUUCAAGAUGCCUUCUAUGUUAUCUAGCACUGGUAGAUAAGUGUUAGGCCUACAGAGAAGGAGCAGGAGUUCAGAGAAGUUCCCAUGGCCAAUGUCAAGGCUGAAAUCGGAAGCCAUUUCUUUCCAGCUCUGGCCUAUCCCCAGUCCUUGGAGAUUUGUUUACUCUUUUGCUGGUUCUGUGUGGUCAUCACCACAGAACUUCCCCCACUCCCACCCUCAGAGAAUACAUAAAACACACCCCUCAGAGACUCUGCAUGGAUAAACAAUGUCUUUGGUAAAAAAGAAAACAAGCCCAUUUAGAAUGACUCUUGGCCUCCACAAGCUAGUUUUCAAAUAUCGGCACAUUAAUAACUGCGUGAUUAACAAUAAAUUUAUGUUCAGCAAGGGCUUGCAAACCAAGUGAUUGGCUGACAUUGUUUAUUUCCCAUCACAGAUUAGAAUUCUCAUCUGCAGUGUAUUUUGUUAAUCCUAUUUUGCCAAUCCAGGGGAAAGAAAUCAUCACAUUUGUUUGAAGAAAGAUGACUUUAAAUUCUUCUACAACAUGAUCAGUGUUUGAAGAACUUCCACAGAUCAUCUGGGGAAGCAGAUUAUAGGCUAUUUGCUUUUCUUACGGCUUUAAGUGUUCAACAUAGUGUAGUAUUUCUUUCUUACAGUAAACAACAAAUCCAAAAAGGUGCAGGGAAGGGACAAGCAAGUUUUACUAUAGCCUGAGGUAAGAAAAAUUAGAGUCAAGAGUUUGAUAUGUUCUGGGAAAAAAGAAAAGCACUUUUUAACCAAAGUACAGGAAGGAAGGGUAUCUCAUGUUUUGUGUGUUCACAAGUUGUAAGAAAACUAGCUGUUCAGUGGAAAUGUGGGUACAGUUCUCACAGGAUGGCUUUUCAGACUAUCUGACCUCAGUGGGGCUUUAGAAGACCUCAUUUCUCUAAUCUUUUGGUGUACAAGUGACUCACUUUGAUGUAAUUUACUGGGAAAAGAAUUGAAAAGUUAGGUGUUUUGUUUUCUGUGGAUCCCAAAGUUGUCAAUAUAUGAUAUUCGUGGAUUUCA